AUGGCAGACAGGAACAAAGAGGCACUACUGGAGGUACAGUGAUCUCAACAUAACACACCUCCAAACAAACUGAUGCACACAACUUGACUUAUUCAGGUCAUUUCAACAUGUCACCUUGUGUUAGUGCAUACUAUAUAGAUGGUGUGUGUGUGUGUGUGUGUGUGUGUGUGUGUGAGUGUGCACGUGCAUCCGUAUAUGUCUGUGCGCUCUCCUCGGCAGGAGUGUUUUUGUGGCAGCUCUGUGUCUGUGCCUGAGAUGGAGGGUGUACUCUGGCUGAAGGAGGAUGGGAAGAAGAGCUGGAAGAAGAGAUACUUCCUGCUCAGAGCCUCGGGGAUCUACUAUGUACCUAAAGGAAAGGCCAAGGUACGUCUCUGGAACACACUGAGUAACCUGUACUCAAAUAGUGAGUAUUUAUUUAUUUAUUUAUUUAUUUAUUUAUUUAUUUAUUUAUUUAUUAUUAUUAUUAUGAAAUAGUGUGUAUAGUCUGACAUCUGUGGUGCUUCUGGGCCAAAAAAAACCCCGAUCAGCAAUGAAGUAGUCUGCAAACACUAUUGCUGCAAGACACACUAGUGAUUCAUGAAAUGAUAUUUUUCAGGCCCCUCUUACCCAUUCAGUAACAUGGGGAACUGCAAUUGUCAUUGUAGAUCCAGAAAUAACAUCAUGUCAUAGAUACUUAUUCUUUGGAUUGGUAGUUCCCAAUACUGGCUAACCAAAUCAAGCAUUAUUUAAAGUGCAUUUAGAAAUCGCAACACACUUACAAAUAACAAAUAAGUAUAAAAUUGUCCUCAAGGGGAGCUGACUGCAAAUGAUCAUCUGGUUAAGAAAAGUGCAAUUGAGUAUUAUCAGAAUACUACAGUCGUGGAGAGAGAUAGAGAGAGAGAGAGGGAGAGAGAGAGAGGGAAGGAAGGAGGGAGGGAAUACAGUAUGUAAACAUUAUUAAAGUGACCAGUGUUCAAUGACUAUGUGUACAUAGGGAAGCAGUCUGUAUGGUGCAGGGUUGAGUACUGGGUGGAGGCCGGCUAGUUCAGGGAGGAUGGAAGGGUAGAGUACUGGGUGGAGGCCGGCUAGUUCAGGGAGGAUGGAAGGGUUGAGGACUGGGUGGAGGCCGGCUAGUUCAGGGAGGAUGGAAGGGUAGAGUACUGGGUGGAGGCCGGCUAGUUCAGGGAGGAUGGAAGGGUAGAGUACUGGGUGGUAGCUGGCUAGUUCAGGGAGGAUGGAAGGGUAGAGUACUGGGUGGUAGCUGGCUAGUUCAGGGAGGAUGGAAGGGUAGAGUACUGGGUGGUAGCUGGCUAGUUCAGGGAGGAUGGAAGGAUUGAGUACUGGGUGGUAGCUGGCUAGUUCAGGGAGGAUGGAAGGGUUGAGGACUGGGUGGUAGCUGGCUAGUUCAGGGAGGAUGGAAGGGUUGAGGACUGGGUGGAGGCCGGCUAGUUCAGGGAGGAUGGAAGGGUUGAGGACUGGGUGGAGGCCGGCUAGUUCAGGGAGGAUGGAAGGGUAGAGUACUGGGUGGAGGCCGGCUAGUUCAGGGAGGAUGGAAGGGUAGAGUACUGGGUGGAGGCCGGCUAGUUCAGGGAGGAUGGAAGGGUAGAGUACUGGGUGGUAGCUGGCUAGUUCAGGGAGGAUGGAAGGGUAGAGUACUGGGUGGUAGCUGGCUAGUUCAGGGAGGAUGGAAGGGUAGAGUACUGGGUGGUAGCUGGCUAGUUCAGGGAGGAUGGAAGGAUUGAGUACUGGGUGGUAGCUGGCUAGUUCAGGGAGGAUGGAAGGGUUGAGGACUGGGUGGUAGCUGGCUAGUUCAGGGAGGAUGGAAGGGUAGAGUACUGGGUGGAGGCCGGCUAGUUCAGGGAGGAUGGAAGGGUUGAGGACUGGGUGGAGGCCGGCUAGUUCAGGGAGGAUGGAAGGGUUGAGGACUGGGUGGAGGCCGGCUAGUUCAGGGAGGAUGGAAGGGUAGAGUACUGGGUGGAGGCCGGCUAGUUCAGGGAGGAUGGAAGGGUAGAGUACUGGGUGGAGGCCGGCUAGUUCAGGGAGGAUGGAAGGGUAGAGUACUGGGUGGUAGCUGGCUAGUUCAGGGAGGAUGGAAGGGUAGAGGACUGGGUGGAGGCCGGCUAGUUCAGGGAGGAUGGAAGGGUUGAGUACUGGGUGGAGGCCGGCUAGUUCAGGGAGGAUGGAAGGGUUGAGUACUGGGUGGAGGCCGGCUAGUUCAGGGAGGAUGGAAGGGUUGAGUACUGGGUGGAGGCUGGCUAGUUCAGGGAGGAUGGAAGGGUUGAGUACUGGGUGGAGGCUGGCUAGUUCAGGGAGGAUGGAAGGGUUGAGUACUGGGUGGAGGCCGGCUAGUUCAGGGAGGAUGGAAGGGUUGAGUACUGGGUGGAGGCCGGCUAGUUCAGGGAGGAUGGAAGGGUUGAGUACUGGGUGGAGGCCGGCUAGUUCAGGGAGGAUGGAAGGGUAGAGUACUGGGUGGAGGCCGGCUAGUUCAGGGAGGAUGGAAGGGGUGAGUACUGGGUGGAGGCCGGCUAGUUCAGGGAGGAUGGAAGGGUUGAGUACUGGGUGGAGGCCGGCUAGUUCAGGGAGGAUGGAAGGGUUGAGUACUGGGUGGAGGCCGGCUAGUGGUGACUCUUUAACAGUCUGAAGAUGGAAGCUGGUCAAUGUAAAUGUCCCUCUCACUCAAUCUUCUGUAGAGCGCCACUCAGUGGACUGUGCAGUGAGGUGAAGGCCAGUGCAGUGAGGUGAAGGCCAGUGCAGUGAGGUGAAGGCCAGUGCAGUGAGGUGAAGGCCAGUGCAGUGAGGUGAAGGCCAGUGCAGUGAGGUGAAGGCCAGUGCAGUGAGGUGAAGGCCAGUGCAGUGAGGUGAAGGCCAGUGCAGUGAGGUGAAGGCCAGUGCAGUGAGGUGAAGGCCAGUGCAGUGAGGUGAAGGCCAGUGCAGUGAGGUGAAGGCCAGUGCAGUGAGGUGAAGGCCAGUGCAGUGAGGUGAAGGCCAGUGCAGUGAGGUGAAGGCCUGUGCAGUGAGGUGAAGGCCAGUGCAGUGAGGUGAAGGCCAGUGCAGUGAGGUGAAGGCCAGUGCAGUGAGGUGAAGGCCAGUGCAGUGAGGUGAAGGCCAGUGCAGUGAGGUGAAGGCCAGUGCAGUGAGGUGAAGGCCAGUGCAGUGAGGUGAAGGCCAGUGCAGUGAGGUGAAGGCCUGUGCAGUGAGGUGAAGGCCAGUGCAGUGAGGUGAAGGCCAGUGCAGUGAGGUGAAGGCCAGUGCAGUGAGGUGAAGGCCAGUGCAGUGAGGUGAAGGCCAGUGCAGUGAGGUGAAGGCCAGGGCAGUGAGGUGAAGGCCAGUGCAGUGAGGUGAAGGCCAGUGCAGUGAGGUGAAGGCCAGUGCAGUGAGGUGAAGGCCAGUGCAGUGAGGUGAAGGCCAGUGCAGUGAGGUGAAGGCCAGUGCAGUGAGGUGAAGGCCAGUGCAGUGAGGUGAAGGCCAGUGCAGUGAGGUGAAGGCCAGUGCAGUGAGGUGAAGGCCAGUGCAGUGAGGUGAAGGCCAUGAUUUCUUCUCUCUCCUCUCCCGCUGGCAGGCUUCUAGAGAACUGGUGUGUUUCCUCCAGCUGGAUCAUGUUAAUGUUUACUAUGGACAGGACUACCGCAGCAAGUACAAGGCUCCAACGGACUACUGCCUGGCCCUGAAGGUACCACACCCUGCUAUCACUAGUACCAUAACACCACCACAGACUACUGCCUGGCCCUGAAGGUACCACACCUGACCUACACACCCUGCUAUCACUAGUACCACACCUGACCUACACACCCUGCUAUCACUAGUACCACACCUGACCUACACACCCUGCUAUCACUAGUACCACACCUGACCUACACACCCUGCUCUUACUAGUACCACACCUGACCUACACACCCUGCUAUCACUAGUACCACACCUGACCUACACACCCUGCUAUCACUAGUACCACACCUGACCUACACACCCUGCUAUCACUAGUACCACAACACCACCACAGACUACUGCCUGGCACUGAAGGUGAGAGCAAACACCCAGGAUGUAUCCCAAACUUGUUUUUGGUUGCAGGUUCAGGAAUUGCUGAAUAAUUGCAACAUUUACCUGGAGCUAACUCUGCAAAUAGCACUACUGGGUGAUUUUAAAAAGUCAUAGUCAAUCGAUCAAUAACAUAAUAAUACAUCCACAGACUGCUACUCCCACCUAGCCCUGCCCCCACAGACUGCUACUCCCACCUAGCCCUGCCCCCACAGACUGCUACUCCCACCUAGCCCUGCCCCCACAGACUGCUACUCCCACCUAGCCCUGCCCCCACAGACUGCUACUCCCACCUAGCCCUGCCCCCACAGACUGCUACUCCCACCUAGCCCUGCCCCCACAGACUGCUACUCCCACCUAGCCCUGCCCCCACAGACUGCUACUCCCACCUAGCCCUGCCCCCACAGACUGCUACUCCCACCUAGCCCUGCCCCCACAGAUUGCAUACUCUCUGCACACUCCCUACCCCUAUCCCUGCAUACCCUCUGCACACUCCCUACCCCUAUCCCUGCAUACCCUCUGCACACUCCCUACCCCUAUCCCUGCAUACUCUCUGCACACUCCCUAUCCCUGCAUACUCUCUGCACACUCCCUACCCCUAUCCCUGCAUACCCUCUGCACACUCCCUUCCCCUAUCCCUGCAUACCCUCUGCACACUCCCUACCCCUAUCCCUGCAUACCCUCUGCACACUCCCUACCCCUAUCCCUGCAUACUCUCUGCACUCUCCCUACCCCUAUCCCUGCAUACUCUCUGCACACUCCCUACCCCUAUCCCUGCAUACCCUCUGCACACUCCCUUCCCCUAUCCCUGCAUACCCUCUGCACACUCCCUACCCCUAUCCUGCAUACCCUCUGCACACUCCCUUCCCCUAUCCCUGCAUACCCUCUGCACACUCCCUACCCUAUCCCUGCAUACUCUCUGCACACUCCCUACCCCUAUCCCUGCAUACCCUCUGCACACUCCCUACCCCUAUCCCUGCAUACCCUCUGCACACUCCCUACCCCUAUCCCUGUUUCUGCACAGAGUGCGACUGUCUGACUCUAGCUGUAACGAUGCCCAGGAAGUCUUACGAUGUUUUGAAUAUUGUAUCAUCUGAAUCUCUUCAUGUUACGUUAGCAAAGUUCUUUGAGGUGAGGCCAAAGACUCAGCCGGUAGUAACACCUGGCUGGGCCCACAAAGUGUCUCAGAGUACGAGUGCUGAUCAGUUUUGCCUUUUAAAUCAUAAAGAAUAGGAUUACAUUAUGGACAAGGGGGACGAGGGCGUUUGCUGAGUUGUUUUGGGGGAAUGGAGAGAAGAGAACCUAAUCAUAAUGCCGUGAAGCGGAGAGAAGGGAACCUAAUCAUAAUGCCGUGAAGCGGAGAGAAGGGAACCUAAUCAUAAUGCCGUGAAGCGGAGAGAAGGGAACCUAAUCAUAAUGCCGUGAAGCGGAGAGAAGGGAACCUAAUCAUAAUGCCGUGAAGCGGAGAGAAGGGAACCUAAUCAUAAUGCCGUGAAGUGGAGAGAAGGGAACCUAAUCAUAAUGCCGUGAAGCGGAGAGGAGGGAACCUAAUCAUAAUGCCGUGAAGCGCCGUCCUUUCUCUUGUCAGUACUCUUUUAAAUAAUAGAGGCUCCAAAGCCAUGUCAAUUAUGAACCAAAUAUUUCCCUUCCGUUUCCUCAGGAAAGUAACCUAGUAAACCGAGAAGGUUUUCUUUUCUGGUGUGAUGGUAAUGUUUCCUGAUGGGAGGAACUGGGUACAGCAGAGGGAUUGACGAUGUUGUAUCGCUGCCCUCAAGUCUUCCUGUCAGAGGAGAGAAGUACAGCCUUGUACAGCGUCACACUGCCAUCUAGUGGCACAGUGGAUAAACUUACUGAGAAACCAUCUCUGCAUAGCCUCAACUCACAUCUCUGGGGUUUUAGCCCAAUUCAUCUUGCUUAACCCAGAACUAAAACCUUGCAGAAUCAGUCCACGAGAGAUUAUAGCCCAAUUAAAGACACAAAUUAGAGAAAUCCAAGCACGCUAUUCAUGUGACGCGUCGUCGUUAACAUGUCCCAUUGUCUCUCUGUUUGUUCAGCACCCUCAGAUCCAGAAGAAAUCCCAGUACAUCAAGUACCUGUGUUGUGAUGAUGUCAGAACACUACACCAGUGGAUCAACGGGAUACGCAUCGCCAAGGUAACGUUAUGUUGCCUCAGCAACAACGUAAUGAGAAAGCAGAGCCGUAGUCUGGGUGCUCAUAUAACGUCUUUGACAGAAUACCUCAACGGCCAAACUCAAAGUAUUUGGUCCUGAUGGAAAGAUGUGGGUGUAUUCACUAGGAACCAAACAGAAGCAAGCGGUACGAAAUGGGGAGGGACCUACCUGAAUUUGUUCAAUAAAAACUCUCGUUUUCGUUGCAAAACGUUUUACGCUGGGAGUAAACCGUUUCCGUUGCAAACCGCUUUGCUGAGGAAACCGACUAAUGAAUACACCCCUAAUGUCUGUUGUUGACCGACUAAUAAAUCAAUCAAAUCAAAUCAAAUGUUAUUUGUCACAUGCACGUGUUUAGCAGAUGUUAUAGCGGGUGUAGCGAAAUGCUUGUGCUUCUAGCUCCGACAGUGCAGUAAUAUCUAACAAGUAAUAUCUAACAAUUUCACAACAUAUACCCAAUACACACAAAACUAGUAAGGAAUGGAAUUUAAGAAUAUAUACAUAUAUGGACAAGCAAUGACAGAGCGGCAUGGACUAAGAUACACUCCUGAACAUCUGUUUCUGAACGACUAAUGAAUACACCCCUGAUGUCUGUUGACCGAUGUAUCUCUCUCUGUGUCCCCAGUAUGGGAAGACCCUGUAAAUACACCCCUGAUGUCUGUUGACCGAUGUAUCUCUCUCUGUGUCCCCAGUAUGGGAAGACCCUGUAAAUACACCCCUGAUGUCUGUUGACCGAUGUAUCUCUCUCUGUGUCCCCAGUAUGGGAAGACCCUGUAAAUACACCCCUGAUGUCUGUUGACCGAUGUAUCUCUCUCUGUCUCCCCAGUAUGGGAAGACCCUGUAUGUGAACUACCAGGAGGCUAUGAAGAGGACUGAGGCAGCCCACGACUGGUCCUCUCUCUCUAGCUCCUCUAUCAAGUCUGGAUCCAGCUCCUCCAGCCUGCCUGGUGAGUGGUGGUGGACACACAACACAUCUACAACACAGCACACCUGCACUCAGCUACGAUAUAGCAGGGCUGACAUCUAUUUUAUUAUUUAAAUCGUCAUUUCAGGGUACAUUUCCAGGAAUUGCAUUUUCUUCCUGAAUACUGCAAAAAUUGAUAAGAACCAAAAGAAGUACACUUAAAGCAGUAAUUGUAAAGAUUGUACUGUCAACAGCUCUCCUGACAUCCCAGGCAUAAACAGCCCUCAUGAGCGAGACCGACGGGCAGCAGGAAGAGAAACUCCAGCUACUUGUCGCGACCGAGAGCGAGAUAGAAUAGCAUCGCUGAUAGCUAGCGUCGCGAUCAAGCAUCAAUCUCGCUCGGCUCUGCGCUCCGAACACCUCUCGCUCUACGCUCUCGCUCCUACCCUCUCUCUCUCCCCACCCCCCCUCUGCUCUCGGCUCUCUCUCUCUCUCUCUCUUCUCCUCUCCUCUCCCAUCUCUCCCCCUCCCCUCUCUCCAGAAUCCCAGUCGAACCACUCCAGUACUGAUAGUGGUGUUGCUGUGUCAGAGAGCAACCUGUCAGGCCACACCUCUCAGAGCCAGGUCGGCUCCAUCUUCUCCGAGGCCUGGAAGAGAGGCACCCAGGAUGAGGUACCACCUCCUCCUGUACUCACACCCUCACCUUAACCUAUCACCUGUCUCUAUUGACCUGCCUCAGUAUUCCUCACCUUAACCUAUCACCUGUCUCUC
Molecule: messenger RNA, 7854 nt
Organism: Coregonus sp. 'balchen'
Lineage: Eukaryota; Metazoa; Chordata; Actinopteri; Salmoniformes; Salmonidae
Source: the annotation of a GenBank genome assembly